Molecule: messenger RNA, 447 nt
Organism: Aureobasidium uvarum
Lineage: Eukaryota; Fungi; Ascomycota; Dothideomycetes; Dothideales; Saccotheciaceae
Source: the annotation of a GenBank genome assembly
AUGGUUCAAUUCCUCAGAUUCGGUGGACUCGUCGCUGCUUUGGCAGUUGUCGCUCAUGCUGCCCCUACCAACACGAACGGUACUGGUCAUUACAGCGAUAUUCCCGAGUCUCAAGCCGACUGGGAGGCCCAAGAAGCCGCUUUCAAGGCCAUGAGCUUCGAGCAGAGAUUGGAGUAUCAUUCCAACCACAAGAUCUACCGACCCGAGGGUACAGUCAAGUGUAUCACCAACGAGACGCAGGAUGGUCUGUACACUUGGCUCGAUGAGAAGGUCGGCGAGUGCGUAGCGAAGAACAGAGUGGUCGAGCCAAUGGACGAUGUCUCACCAAACGAGGGACCAUGUGACAAAGCCCUGGAGUUGUUCGAGUUGAGAGUUGACAACAUGUGCUCGUACAUACAGCAAGACUUCUCAGACACGGGAUACUAUCCUGAAGAAACCAAUGAGUAA